Messenger RNA from Carassius auratus (goldfish), 2433 nucleotides. RefSeq lists its product as uncharacterized. NCBI's taxonomy places the organism in Eukaryota, Metazoa, Chordata, Actinopteri, Cypriniformes, Cyprinidae. The record is from RefSeq and is a predicted model, not a curated record. Bases 832 to 1821 code for a protein of 329 amino acids. The transcript is spliced from 5 exons.
AAAUAAAAUAGAAGUUUAUGAGAUUUGUAAAUUAUUCCAUUCCUUUUUUACUCACAAUUUCUACAGUGUCCCAACUUUUUUGGAAUCGGGUUUGUAUAUGUGUAGGUGUAUAUGUAUACAAAUCUGCAGAUUUAUUGUACACUAGUCAACAUUUGAAGAGUUUUGGGUAUUGGUUUUAAGACAACUAUUAUGAAAGGUUUUGAUCCUCUUAAAAUUUUGACUAGUGUAGUUUGAUGGUACAAAUCAAACUGUGAUGGCACGGGGCCUCAAAACAUUGAUUUUGGAAAUUGCAUACAUUGUGAUCCAUACAUGUGCCACUGUGGUGAUUACCUGGUGCAUGAAUGGCCAAAACGUCUCCAGUUGAGUCCGCAGCUUAUGCCAGCGGAGAGUGAAGACUGUUGUGCAUUGUUCAGAGCAACUACAGGGCCACAGUGCAGCAAAUCACCAGCAACACGUUACAUGUGCCCAUUUCAUGCUAGUGAUUUGUUGCACUGUGGUCCUGUGGUCCCUGUGAAAAAUGCACAACCGUCUCCCCUCUGACAAUAAUGCACUGCGGACAUAAAAUAAGUCUGUGCACCACUUUAAAUGCAUACUAUAUAUAGUGGCACAUGAACAACCCACAAAGCCCCAUGCCAUCUCUGUUUGUCCGUUAUUAAACUUCAAUAAAUCUGCAGCUUGGGAAUAGGCAAUUUUGCCAAAAAAUUACAGCUGCAUGAAAAGUGUUCAUCCUGUAACCUGUGGACAUUGGCUUAUCUUCUAGGUGACAGUAGCUGUGAAACUUCAUUUUAUGACCAUGACUGGCAUUAUAGUUUUGAUGUUCCAUGACAAAAAAUGCCAGCAAGUUUUAUGGGAAAGUUGCAAAAUGGCGGAAGGCCAAGUUGCUCUGAGAGAAGAAAGUCGGUCCGCAUUGUUGCUUCUGAGAUCCUGGAAGUCAGCAAAUGUCCAGCAAAAAAACAUGUAUCAGAAAUAGCCCGACAAAUGGUGAUUGCAUACCCAAAGUCUUUCAGAGAUGAGAUUAAUUCCCAGGUUGUAGGAAGUGGAUAUGAUUCUCUCCUCAAACAACUGGUGUGUAGAAUUGACAAUUUGAAAAGAGCAAAAGCUAUUAGUAUACCACUUUGUGGUACUCUAGAAGUAUCAACAAAGAAACAAAAAUUGUUAUAUGGUUGUAUAAAUUCUGAUCCACAACUGCUAGUUGGAGAAACAUCUGAAUUGCAGCAGGAAAAGAAAGAGAAGUUGGUAGUAAUGUUUCAAAAUAAUGAAAGUGAUGUAAAGACAAUCUAUGACUUAAUGACUUCUACAUACACCCCUCAAAGAAACAGCAUCCAAUCUGGAAAGGAAACCAAAGAUUUACUUGAUGAGUGGCCAUAUCUUUUUCAGCCAGCAGGAAUGAAAGCACACUUUAAAGAGCUCACUGGCAUUGACAUAAACAACAGCUUUGAAGAAUCUGCUUCCAAAGACACCUCUGUUCCAAGUGAUAUAUGCUCAGAACAGCUUCCAGCAACACCAUGUAUAGUAGUGUGUGGAGAGAACCCACUGACAGCCAGUGUGUACAUGGUAGCAGUAGACCAGAUGAUUGUAAAUGACCAUCUCUUGAGUUUUACAGAAGCCCUGUAUCUGAUGUUCUCUCUUUACUAUAUAUUGAACAUCAGUUACCCUGUAGAACUGGGAGCCACACUAGAAUUCUUGCAAAGGUGCAUCUUUAGGAUAAAUCCUCAUAAAGGUACCAAGGUGGAAAAGAGAGAGAAAAAGAGAGCGUACUCUGUCAACCCCAGAGUAUUGAGUCUGACAUCAAAAAUUGCUGCAUUUGAUUGGGGAGAGUAACAGAUGUGGUCUUUCAGAAGAUUGACAUUUCGCUGAAGAACAGGACAGACCGACUUUUUGUACUUCAGUUCAGCGCUUUGUUGCUUAAAUCAUUUUUAUUACCUUGUGACGUGAUUAGGAUUUAGUUUAUAUUUAUUUAUUUGAUUGGGACAGUGCAUGUUAAUGAACAAACAUGGAAUACAUGCAUGUAAACAUGCUGGAUUGUAGCCAAAGGCUAAUUUCCAUCCGUAGUCCCACGGCUAAAAUCACACGGGUCACAAAACAUUACAUAAUAAAAUUUACAUCUACAGUUAGUACAUCGUUUAUCAAUAAAUUAGCUAAAGCCCCGUAUACAAUAUUCACCUAAUACUUGAAAAUUCAUUCAACUUCAAAAUUAUCAGAAUCCAGGCCCAGUGUUUUUGUUUCUUUUAAACUGAACACAUUUGUGUUCUGAAACAUGCUUUAUCCAUUUUCUCCAUGUGACAUGUUCAGGAUUAUCAGAAUUAAUGUCGAUUUUUUUUUUUUUUUAAUUGAACAAAUUUGUUUUCUAAAACAUGACUUUUGCUGGGAAGUGUUUUUCCAUUGUUUGAUCUUGAAGGUUUGCUAUAUAAUAAAAAGCUGAAGUUGUUUACA